Messenger RNA from Branchiostoma belcheri (Belcher's lancelet), 10634 nucleotides. RefSeq names its product GRB2-associated and regulator of MAPK protein-like. NCBI's taxonomy places the organism in Eukaryota, Metazoa, Chordata, Leptocardii, Amphioxiformes, Branchiostomatidae. The record is from RefSeq and is a predicted model, not a curated record.
UCCUUCCAGGCCACUUCAGGAGGUCACAAGGCAAGGCUUUCUUUAGUUGCAAUUGUAUACGCAGUCUUCCAUGAAGGGAUAUGCAUGGUUGUGUUACUGGGGCUAUUUCAUUAAAUGUCCGGGGAUUCGUUGACAAAAUUAUUGUUUACAAGAAGUACGUGUAUUCUGAAAAAAUGCGUGGCUGGGUCAAAAACGUAUAGAAGAAAGGAAUAAAGAAGAGGCCUGGGGGUUUGGUAUGCCCUAGAAAUAAAAUCUUAGCCUCGAGCUAUGAAAAACAUCAUCGUCGUCAUAAUAUAAUUGACACGGUCAAACUCUAAGCUAGAUGUUAGCAUUGUUGAUAAAUACUAGUACUUCUGUGAGACAAUAAGGGAAUAAAGAAAAUGUACAAGGAGUUGACAGUGCGGAAGAUGCAAGGAUAAGUCGCAUAAAUGGGUGCCAAAAACACAACUAUCUGUGCAUGUUUAUACAAAAUUGGCGCGUACUUGGUAAAGCUUGCUAACAUAAAAAUCUUCAGAAAUAACAGAGUCAUUCAAAUCUGUGAAAAUUUUUUUUCGUGUCAAGUUUGUUGCACAGCCCCAGUUCUCAAGAACGGUCCCCCUUGCGUGAUCUUGCGUGACUUAGUAGACAAAAGCAUGAUGUCACGUGACGCUGCUGAGAAGGACAUGUGGUUCAACAAGGUUAUCUGGUCUCGAGGAGGGGAGUUUCCAUUCAGUGUUUUAGUCAACAACGGGGGUGUACAUAAGGCAUAGAGAACGUUUGUAGGUGAAACCUAGUGUUGUCAGCGAUUCUGGGCAACUUUAUGUUUAUGAAGAGCGACUUUACGUUAUUCAUAACAACAGACUAAUCGCUCAUAGGCAAAAUGCUUCCGAGUCUCCCCCAAGUCACUGAGUGGACUCUUCCUGUUGGGGUAUCAAUAUACGAUUUGUUUACCUGGCUGGUGCAACAGCUCACCUUUUGUCAGCCAUCUUGGCUAACUGUGGGUUAAUCAAAUAUUUGGUACAAGAUGGCGGUUUCCACGGGGCAACAACAGUUCAUAGUGGAUUAUAUCAAGUGGAGUGACGUGGUCCUGCCACUGGACGUCCUGGUAGAACAGUACCCUUUGCCACAGAUAGUGAAGCUGGCCGACCAGAGUUUGAGCGAGGUGGCAGACAGCACUAUUUUACUGGUGAGCGUGACCAAGUCGAGUUAUGUAGUUGGGCGUAGUCUGGGAGGGAACAACAGAACACUUGUAGGCCCGUGGCUAUCCCUGCCCCUGUCGUACAGCGGCAAAUUCACGUACCUACACGACACGCCUUUGAAGGACCCGCGCUUCGACGGCGUGCCAGGGUUAGCAAAAAGUCUUCCGGACAGAGUCGUGGCGAAACAAUCGGUGUCCGUGCCCAUGUCUCUGGUUAGUUCGAAUGUCUCAGGCGACUCGGACUAUAAUGUCAUAGCUGUGGCUGCUGGAGAUGAACUGGCGUGUCUUGGGGUCGAACACUUGGGCACAAGAACAGUUGCAAGUGAUGCAUCAGCGACAGGAGAUGAGGAUUUCACACCAGGGCGCCUGCUAGCAUGUUUGAAUCAAGGGAACGAGUACGUGACCCUCCCGUUUGACUGUAGAUCACAGUUCGUGGCCAUAGCAGGCGGGGUGACAGGGAAAGGGGAUGAGGACGUAAGUGUCGCAGAAAUCGUCGCAGAAAAUCGCCUUCCCAUGACGGUGUUGCAAACGGAAGGGGACAUUCCAAAGUUUUGCGGAGACACUUUCAGUGGAGUUAUCAGACUCGCCCAUCUAGCUGACAAACAGGACACCAUUCUCUCGUGCUUGCUGCGAAAGGAAAACGGGAAACUCAAGUACGAGUUUCUUGAACUCCCAUUGCAAAGUAAGGUGGGCGUGUUGGCGGCACAUGGCAUGUUGGGAGAUCAGACAGACUACAACAUAGCCGUGACGGAAUGUUGUGACAAACUGAGGGUGAACGCGCUGCAGAAUACCGGGCUGCGGGGGAUCACACGUGUUCUGAGCCGGGACCUCAUAUUCAAGGACAAAUUCAAGCAGAUUGAGGAAGAAACACAGUAUUCAUCUUUCCACGUAGUCGACGAAGACAGGUUGUACGAGACGCUGAAUCCUAGAAAACCGCAGUGGGACAGUACCAUCCCGAGGAGACCCCCUCCCCCACCGCCCAACGGUUCGACGUCACAAGUCGAUGUAGACGACGUGUUGGACGACGAGGGUUACUUGUCGCCGAUCGACCUGCGGCCGCCUCCCCUCCCCCCGCCGCGCCAGGCAAGUCUGACGGGAAACUCACCGACGAGUCCUCGCAGGAUCACCGUCAAGGGUCAGGAGUACGAAUCAGAGUGUGAAAACGGGAAACUCAAGUACGAGUUUCUUGAACUCCCAUUGCAAAGUAAGGUGGGCGUGUUGGCGGCACAUGGCAUGUUGGGAGAUCAGACAGACUACAACAUAGCCGUGACGGAAUGUUGUGACAAACUGAGGGUGAACGCACUGCAGAAUACCGGGCUGCGGGGGAUCACGCGUGUUCUGAGCCGGGACCUCAUAUUCAAGGACAAAUUCAAGCAGAUUGAGGAAGAAACACAGUAUUCAUCUUUCCACGAGGUCGACGAAGACAGGUUGUACGAGACGCUGAAUCCAAGAAAACCGCAGUGGGACAGUACCAUCCCGAGGAGACCCCCUCCCCCACCGCCCAACGGUUCGACGUCACAAGUCGAUGUAGACGACGUGUUGGACGACGAGGGUUACUUGUCUCCGAUCGACCUGCGGCCGCCUCCCCUCCCCCGCCGCGCCAGACCCAAAGUUUGCAAGAUGGCUGCCUCAGCGAACGGUUUUACUUCCUUAUGUGAGGAACUAAAGAGUUUAACUUGGAAAGACGUGGUGAACCUGGACUGUGUUGUACAACAGUACAAACUACCACAGAUUCUGCAAGUCUUGGACGAAAACAGCAUUCCUCAGAGCGUGGACAAGAUCUCAAGAGGCGACUUUCUUCUGCUGCAUUCGCCUUGGAAUGUUCAAAAAGUUGUGUGUCAAUCUGUGGAAGGGGAGGGACACUACGUUGUCGGGAAUCGCCUGGAAAUCCCGUACGGCUACGAGGGAAAAUUCGAGAUUUUCAACCUUUGGGAACAGGACUAUAAGGUCUUCAACUCUGUGGAGGAAGUGGCCCGUGUCUUUCCGACCAGGGUGUUCGCCUUGGAAGAUAUCAACAUCACGAUGGUCGCGGUGGUGAGUGAGAACUCGGACGACCGUGAGUGUUUCAAGAUUGUGAUCAAGGCAGGACAGGAGCUAACCCUCAUGGGGCAGACUGAUCUGUACCUGGAGGAAUGGCCCGAUAGAUCCAAGAUGGGGAUUUUUGGGAAGGGGAAAAUCCCCUGGUGUCCCAAAAUCAGGCCCAAAAUCAAGAAGACGCCAUGCCUGAUCUGCAUGCACCACACGCAAGCCGAGAGCGUCAAGCUUCCGUACCCGUGCAAGGGGCGCUUUUCCACAGCCAGCCCGGCGGAAAUUCGCCAGUACGAGGGCGCCCAUACGGUCCAAGAGAUAGCCGACAACGUCCGCUUGCCGGUCAGUGUGAAGCUAGUUCAGCCCCCUCGCAUCCAAUGCUCUCUGAAGUUUUUACAGAAGGAGGAAGGCCAAGAUGUCAUAGCUAGCGUGUGGACUGAAGGAGGAGCAAGGAAGCUGUUCCAGAUAGACGCCAGACUGAAACCUGUGUUCAGGAUAGCUGAUCAGGCAAAACAGAAGACAGAGCAGUACCAAACUUUGUUGCGAGAAUGCAUGCAGCUGUGGACAGAUCAUGAUGUGGAUGCGUACUUCCGAGCAAUCAGAAUCCAUCGCUCGAGAAAGCAGAGGAACUCAAGAGACUUGAGCAACCAGGGUAGCGUAGAUCGUGAAGAAUGCCCAGUACCGCCUCCACGACGUACGAGUAGGCACAUAGGAAGGCCCCAGGUGGAAGAGUCGCCCAGAUCUAAAGUUUUGAGCAAGGCCCUGCCUCCCACUCCAACAGAGGAGGGGCCCAGCAGGCAAGCCCACCCUGAUGGGAAUGAGAUCCCCUAUGACUUCCUGUGGCCAGGUACGGGGAGGAUAGACACGUCCAACAGGGACAGCGGUGGGAGCUCAGAGGAACACCCACAGCACGUGGACCGUAAGGAGUUGGACAAUGCCUUGCACGGAACGGCCGACGAAGAGCCUUCGGACUUUGAAUAUCUGGAGGACUGGGAGGACUGGUCAGAGAUGGAUAACAGGCAUCGCAAUGGUGAAGGGAACAACAACAAGGCUGUGGGAAACUCACGGUUCUCCAACAGAGAAAGAUACCGCAAUGACAGAGGUGUGACGGAAAGCAACACUGUUAAUUCACUGGUCAGCAGUGACGAGAGUCAGGCAUACGAACUCCUUGUAGACAUUGGGAAGAGCAAGUCCCUUCCUUGGGACACUAAGCCAACAUCUCCAUCUAAUGCUGAUGUGGGGGACAUUCCCCCCUCGCCCGCCGAGGAACCCCACAGCAACCCCCCGCCCCUCCCACUGAGCCCCCGCCCCUCCAUGACCAGUCUGAGUGACAGCCAGAAGUCAGGUCAAACAUCGCCUCAGCAGGACAGGUCACCUGUAGAGGGACCCCCAGUCCUCCCGCGGGGAAUGCCCCCUACUCACAGUUCUGUUUCCAGCUUGAGCGACAGCGACCCCCCUCCCCUGCCUCCACCGCGCCUCCCCCCUCGUCCCAUGCCAAGCCGGGGGAAGUCCGAGAACAGGUCGGAGAGUCCGUCGGACUUUGAAGACCUUGACAGUCUUAGCAUAGAUGGAUCUCAAGAGAGUGACAGCGACAAACGGUCACCGAGGGUGAACAGUAGCCCGUUCGUGACGGAUCCCGACUGGAUCCCGCCGGAUAACCUGUCCCACCUGACUGUCCAGGAGGUGUCGCAGUGCCUUCGCUACAUCGGGACUCCGGACAACGUCGUGCAGCAGUUCUUUCGGGAGAGGAUAGAUGGCCAGAUGCUCAUCCAGUUAGACAGAGACAUUCUCAGCCAGGAAUUCAGGCUUAGUGGCCUGCAAACUAAGAAAAUCUCUGAGUUCAUCAAUGGCUGGAGACCCAGGCUAUAGGUAGGACAGUUGCUAUUGGGGAGGAGCUUAUACUAGGUGAGUGACAGGCACAUUGUACAACAUUUGCAGCAUAAACCUUUGACCAAGGUGUGUUUGAACUUUGAAAUGUGGCAAAUAAUAAAGUUCUGUCCUUCAUUUCUUUGGUCAGAUUUGCCAUGUUUCCUACAAGAUACAUUCAAAUUUCAGGAAUGGAUAAGGGCAAAAAAAUUCAAUUGCCUUUCCUUGUUCUCUAUGUUUUGACAAAAUCAAGACCACACCAAUUGUAAUUUCAAACGUUCUAAGUUAUGGUUGAAUUGACUUGAAUUUUUAAAAGUUAAAUUACUAACGUUGAAGAUCCAAAGUGUCCUACAUCAGUCUCAAUAACUUUCUCAGUGUGCACAUACAGGACUUGAAAUACUGCUGCAGUGCAUAUACACUUCAAUUUCAAUGCCUGACAUGUAUAAUGUGUCUAGUCUACUAUACCUUUAGAAAUUGCAAUGUCUCUUGCCAAUCAGUUUUGACAGCAGAAGUUGUUGUGUUGUUCUGCCCACGAUCCAAACAUGCAUAUUGCUUAAUUACAAAAACAGGAAGCGUAUGAAUUUGUAAUGGCCUCUGAGUUUUGCUCAGUCACUCACUUAUUACUCUCCUAGCAGAAGUUGUUGGGGAAAAUUGUGCCCUUGUUGUUUGCCCAAUUUUUGUCCACUGUUUGUCAGUAAAAAUUAAAAUGUAAAAUUGAUUAGUUAGGGUAGACAAAAAUGGCGCUUAUGAUAAGAUUCUGACAAUUUUCCCCAACAAUCUCUGCUUGGAGAGGAUGGCUGCUGUGCUUGACAGACUACAGCUGUAGUUGUAUCACAAACCUGGCCUUGGAAGCAAAGAAAAGUGGAAAGACAUGUGCAAGCCCAGAGGGCAAAGGAAGUGCUUAUUUUUGUUUUCUGACUUCCCUGCCCUUCCCCCUGGCCAGGUUUGUGUGACAACUGCAGCUGCUGAAGAUGAUAUGACCACCAGGUCCAGAUUACUCGAUCCCACAGCACCUUGGCAGAACAAUAUUACUUGGCCUGCUUGCGCGAAACACGGAUUUUUGACAGUUUUCAUUGGAUGUUUGCUCAACAUCAAAAUUUUUUGUUGCAGGCAAUGUUUUUUUUAUACAAUACUGAAAACUGGCAGGACGUCAUCCUUAAAUACUCAAACAUGACCUUAAAUGAGACAAAGUGCCAUCACAAUAUAUUAUGGGUUUUGCACAGGUGCAGCACGUUCUGCCGAUGUGCCUGAUGAUAGUAGACCCCAGAUACAGUACACUAUAUACAAAUAUGACUUUAACUUGAAGUUUCUGGUUCUCAAACUAUUCAGGUGAUACAAGAGCCAAUAAUGUAAAAAAAAUGACAUUAAUAAUUAUUUCAAAGAUAAAUGACAAUCUUAACAAAUUGCUCUUUGUAUUACAGGUAAAUUGAUAUAUACAUGAAGCAAUGGCAUAAUGACUCUCAGGCCAACUCAGUUCAUGUACUGGUUAUCAUCAGAAUUGAUUCUUCAGAAACUGGAAAGGCAAAAGUCCCAGAACCAGCCAGUUGAACAGUGCAGCCUUCAUUUGGCUUUGUUACCAAAGUACCAAAGUUACAUAUCUCAACUAAGUCUAAAGAAACCACUGUGAAAGCAAUGUAAACUUGGAUCAAAUUAGAAGUCGAUAUGGAUACAGAUAAAGUAUUCACCAUUUGUUGUGAAAUAAUGUCACACAAAUAUCAUGAUAUGUAUGUAAUGAAUAUCACAACUCACAAAUGUAAAAUAAACUUUUGAUAUUUUAUGACAUGCUUUUGUAGCUGUAGUUUGCAAGCUUCAAACAAAAAGGUCAUGGGAAAAUCAACUGGGAGUGUACUUGUUGAAAAUGUAAAGCAAAUUUGGGUAUACAGUUUUAUUUGCAAAGACAGAUCAAUAGUUAAACUUAUAGCAGUAAUUUUAAUACUAAGUGCUUUAUCAUCAAUUUAUAUUCGCCUGGAAUAGUUGUAUUUUGUACAUUCAUUUUAAUUUAUAACCAGAUUAUGGCUGGCAUUACCUUCAUUCUGUAAACUUAAUGUAUACUACAUGUAUAUUAUUUCUUAGGCUAGCUAUGAAACUACUACUACUAGUACUAGUACUAGUAGAUAAUUACUAGUAGUUACUGAAAUGUCAUGCAAUCUUGUCUCUAAUGUGCUAUCACAUGAUGAUUUCUAUAGGGCAUUGAAUCAUGUUAUUAAGUAUUUUUAUUAUCUUUCUGAACUCUUGUAGUUAUGUCUAGUCUAUAUCAGGUAACUCUCAUACCACUGUAAAAUGUAGAAUCAAAGCUAUGCUCAGAAAUUUUAGAUAUAUGAUUCUUUUAACAGUUAAAACUGUAAACAGUAAGCAAUAGAAUAAUCUUGAGUGGCCAUGAUCAUUGAUAACUACUACAUGUUUGUAGUGCUCAGUUCUGUACAGAACGAAUAUCAUGGGUGUGGUAGUAAACUGGUUGUAGCAGUUUCACUUAAGGAACUGCUGACCAUGUGGUGUUACAUUUUGACUGUAAUUGAGUGGGCAAGCAAGAUUUCAGAACAGAACAGAACAGAACAGACACAGCUUUUCCCGUGUACACAUGUACAUGUACCUUCAUUGGGACAGGAUGUUUUUUAAUGAUUUUGCAAACCUCAGUCAUUAUUGAUGCAUUUGGUAAGACACAUGCCAUGGUUAACAAAAGUUCCACGAGUUCAUACCUUUGCUAGAUGAUGCUUUAAGACUGACGAAUUGUAAAGAAGAUGGAUGAACUGGUAUUGGUUCUGCUGCACAAAUUCUAAGCCAUGCCAGACCAGCUUUUUACUCCAUUUGAAGUUGGUUUACAAAAGCAAAGGCUGUUUUAGUUUCUAUAUAUUUUGUGUACACAGAGACAAUGGUCUGUAUUAACAUUCUUGUAAUACCACGAAAAUAUGUAUAAUUUACCAAUGUAAACAAGCCCAGACUAACCAGAUAUGUAUGGAAUGGCAGACAUUUGAAUGUCAACUUCAAAAUGAUAUUUGACAAAACAGGCUUGGACUGGUAUGUAACACAUUGAUUUAUGUGCCAAAUUUGUGCCACUGUAACUAAUUUUAGAUAUUUUCAAAUCACCAAAUCUUGAAAAAGGCGAACUGGCAAUAAUGUAAAUAUAAUAAUGGAUCUCGACAUAUUAUACUUUCAGGUGUUCAGGUCAGUCUAGGUAUUCAUGUGACAGAUUAUGAUAUAUAUACAGUAAUACUAGUAUAUUAUACCUGUACAGCAAUGGAACCAAAUUGUUCACAUUGUAUGAAAUGCACAGCCUUUGUGAAUCAAUGCUAAUUCAAUUAAUAAUUGAUGUAGACAGUUGGCAAAUCGUAUGUGUGCCAUGGGUGAAAUGGUUUUAAAAUAGACUCAUUUUCUGUAAGUGUUGUUUGCAGUAUGCUAGUUUGGCACAGUUUAAAUGUCAAUUGUUUGUUGCUAUUCACAAUUGUCUGCCAUUACAUACACAUUAUUAUUCUGAUAUUAUUAUCAGACAGAUGUUUGAAACACAUAUAGCAGAGUGUAAUUGGUACUAAGACUGGUAAGUGGAUUUUUAUCAGAUACACAUGUAUCAGCAGAUGAAAAUAUCUGUAUCAUUUCAUUACAAAAUGCAAUACAUGAUAUGAUGUACAUCCUUCAGUGAGAGCUGUUGGUCAUUCAUUAUAAACUUUUUCCUCUUAUUGAAUUAGAUUGUUGCACAAUGAUACAUUUAGAAUUGGUAUCAAUUCGUUCAGUCUACUACUCGUGGUUCGAUAUACCGGUACCCACUUUUGCACUCUGACGCCGUGCAAGUCAUGUUUUCUGUACAAGUCUUAUUGGAGUUGCCAGGUUGCCCAACGCGCAAAUUAUCUCUUUAUUUUUUGCAUAUACUAAACUAAAGAUUUCAGCAGCCCAUCUUAUGUGUCCUGCCUCGCCAGCAUGUGAGUAUCCCAUUACAGGUGGCCGGAAUAACAUCUUGCUUAAGUUUAUAAAAUAAACAGCUGGUGUUGACUGAAAUAUUGAUGGGCAGCCUAGUAUUUUGAACCCAGCAAUUACUUCACAUGUCUUCUGCCCAGGUUUGAAAGUAUUACACUAGUACUGCAGUGAAGGUGAAUGCCACCAAUAUGUCAAUAUAUGGGUAACCCUCCCCCCAGUACAUGAUAUACGCAGGUACAGCCCCCUUCCCGAUACAUACUGUACAGCCUUCUCACAAUGUAGCUCUCCCCCCAAAAAAGGAACCACUGCAAAUUAGCACUCAUAGAUAGAAGCAUUUUAAAAAUGCCAGCCAAACAUGAUAGGUCACUAGUACUGGUGCAUGGUGCAGAGACAUGCCACAUGGAAUCUGACUUGAUUUUGGCAUGAAAAUAAUAAAGAUAACAGAGUGAUCAAGCAGGCAAUUAGAUUUUGUGUGCAGCAUGAGAUCACUCUCUUUUUGAUUGUCCAUUAUGAUUGUAAGAUAAAGCUUGGAAGAUAAUUUCAUAAACAUUGUUUAAUUAUUAAUAACAAUCAUGGUGGAAGUAUUUCAUAAUUGUUUACUGUCCAAUGUUUGUGUUCAAAGUGCAAUGUUGGAACAUUGAUGUCAGCUAUUCUCCAUAGUUUUCACCACUACAUACCAGGGACCUGUAAAUUAUUACUAGUGCAGGAGACCGAUAAGCAGACUUAUUGCCUUCUCCAAAGAAGGUUAUGUUUUCAGUAGCAUUUGCAUGUGUGUGUCUUGAUAUUUGGUAUGUGUGUAGGUCUUAAUGAGACAUCAAAAAAUUGGCCCUAGUGACCUUCCCCAGUACUGUAGUCUAAUUUUCUAAAUGAAUUUACAAUACGUUAGUCUUAUUGACAUUUGUCAGUUGAGAGAUAUGAGGUCGUGGAACUCUAGCUGGUUACACUCUAGUUCGGUCCACUGAAGCAUGUUAGCACCAGACCCAGACAUUGAUAGUACUGGUGGGCCAGAGGACCCAAAGUUUCUCAAUCAGGGUCUGCAUGCCUUUUCCCAUGAUGUGUAGCGGGCAUUUUUUAUCCACAGAAGACCGCCUUUUAUUCAGUGUUAAGCAUUGAUGAAAAUUCUAUAUAUUACUGGUAAUCAUACGGAGGCUUGUCAAUUUGUAUAAAGGAAAUGAUACAAAGAUAUAUAAACCAGUAAUACAUACAUCUUUUAAGUUCUUCAUAUACAUAUCACACAUACUAGUAAUCAAUGCCAAAAAAUGUAGACAUUCCUAUAUUCUAAUUAAAAAAUUCAAAUCCAAAAAACUUUGUAGCUACAUUUUGUCAUAUAGAUAGAGGGGUAACAUUUACAAAGUACUAGCUGAGACUAGUUGUGUUUUUGAUUGCUGUACUAAAAUUCUUCUGAAAAUGUAAGGUUAUAUGUAUGCUGUGUGGAAUAUUAAGAAUACUGUAUGCAUGGCAAUCAUGGGUUCAAUUCUAUGUACAUGUAGUUCUGUUGGCUUUUGGAAGAUGGCGCUUCUGUACACAGGACAAGAACAGCAAUAUGGAAAACAAUGUUAAUGAGGUUCCUUUUUGAUAACAUUGCUAUACAGAAAUACAACAAAUACAAAAACAUAAUCCUACAAUGACAGAACUGACCCUAAGAGAGUGAUAAAUA